This is a messenger RNA of Scomber japonicus (chub mackerel), 1510 nucleotides long. RefSeq names its product excitatory amino acid transporter 3-like. Gene Ontology annotation, molecular function: L-glutamate transmembrane transporter activity; glutamate:sodium symporter activity; L-cysteine transmembrane transporter activity. The record is from RefSeq and is a predicted model, not a curated record. Gene Ontology annotation, biological process: L-glutamate transmembrane transport. Gene Ontology annotation, cellular component: plasma membrane. The transcript is spliced from 12 exons. Lineage: Eukaryota; Metazoa; Chordata; Actinopteri; Scombriformes; Scombridae. The coding region runs from base 1 to 1347 and encodes 448 amino acids.
AUGGUUUCCAGUCUGGUUGCUGUCGUCCUGGGGAUCAUGUUUGGCUUAAUUGCCAAGAGUUUCUUCCAUAUUGGAGAGAUCGAACAACUCUACAUUGGCUUUCCAGGAGAAAUCCUCAUGCGGAUGCUUCAGAUGGUUAUUGCUCCUCUCAUAGUGACUAGUGUGAUAACAGGAGUUUCUGGUCUUAGUGUUGACACCUCCAGAAGAAUAGCUAUGCGUGCUGCAGUUUACUUUGUCUCGACAACUCUCACGUCUUGUACCAUAGGAAUGAUACUGGUAGUAAUAGUCAAGCCAGGGGUCGCUUAUAGUUCAGAGCAAAUUGACACAGAUGAGGACGAGAACUUCUCCACUGUGGAUGCCUUGUUGGAUCUAGUACGGAACAUGGUGCCAGAGAAUCUGGUUCAGGCUUGCUUCCAACAGUACAAGACUGACAGGUUUGAGCAUGAACUUCACAUAUUCGACCAGAAUACUAGCGUGGAAAUGAAUAUCACUGAAGUGGAACUAGUGGCGCACUAUGUUAAUGGAGUCAACACACUGGGCCUCAUCGUAUGUUCUUUCGUUUUUGGACUGACCCUCAAGACGAUGGGAGAGAGAGGAAAAAUCCUUGUGGAACUUCUUUGCAUCCUCAAUGAGGCCACAAAAUAUGUGGUUGACUUGAUCCUUUGCUACUUGCCUCUGGGAGUGAUGUUCAUGAUUGCAAGCCAUGUUGUUGAGGUUCAUGACUGGGAAACUACUUACAAGCUGGGAAAAUUCAUGGCAGUGGUUAUUAUGGGGCUCAUAAUUCAUGCAGUAAUUGUUCUGCCAUCAAUCUAUCUUCUGUGGGUGAGACGUAACCCCUGGGAAGUCUAUAAGGGGGUUUCUCCUGCUUUACUGACUGCAUUGCUCAUCUCAUCCAGCUCUGCCACGCUGCCGCUCACUUUCCAAUGUUGUGAGGAGAGACAGAAAAUUGACAAGAGAAUUUCCCGCUUCAUGCUGCCCAUUGGGACAAAUGUGAACAUGGACGGUACAGCUCUUUAUGAAGUGGUUGCAGCUGUUUUCAUUGCACAACUCACCAACAUCCAGCUGGAUUUGAGUCAGUUAAUCACCCUAGGGGUGACAGCAGCAGUUUCCAGCAUUGGAGCCGCAGGAAUCCCAGCUACAGGAGCUGUCACCACUCUCUUUGUUUUGACUGCAAUUGGUUUACCUGUGAAGGAAGCGUCCAUCUUGGUGGUGGUGGAAUGGCUCCUAGAUCGCUGCAACACUGUUGUCAAUGUCCUCGGAGACUGCAUGGGUGUGGCGCUCGUUGACCAACUGUCCAAAAGAGAACUGGAACUAUUGGAGGAAAAUGAACGGGGCAGGUCAGGGUGAUAUACUGUACUAGAUUGUGUCAGUAUUUUUGUAUUUUCAGUUUAACUUAAUACAUUUGAAGGUGAUAUGGGGUUUUCCAGCAUUUUUCAGACUUCAAAGACUAGAUAAAUUGAGGGGAUAAGGCUGUCCAGUUGUCUUACAGCCAUAGUAAACCAAAUCCAGU